Molecule: messenger RNA, 2013 nt
Organism: Orbicella faveolata
Lineage: Eukaryota; Metazoa; Cnidaria; Anthozoa; Scleractinia; Merulinidae
Product: claudin domain-containing protein 2-like
Cellular component (GO): plasma membrane
Source: RefSeq, a predicted model, not a curated record
UAUUUAUGUUGUGACUUUUGGAUGUGGUUAUUCUUGUAAAAUAUAAGUUUAUAGGCGUGAUACAGCUUUGGCCUACCGCGGAGCUGUAAAGCGCUCUGUUGUUUAGAGCAGGCAUAAGACUUACGUUCUCUGCAUUUCAAAAUAGAAAAUCGAUGUACACAGCGAACUUAUCUCACGUUUUAUUUCACUCGAUUUCUCUUAGAUAAUUUGUAAAGGUUAUGUAGUCACUGUAGUCAGUGAACCAUCGCACCGCAAGUUCUAAAAUCAUACGUAAAAUAUUGUUACGGGUGAAGUGAAGCGAGCAUAAAUGGCAAGCAUGCAUUUCAAUGAAGCCAGCAGCAAAUUCCUCGCAAAUUAAUUGACACACCCAGCGACGCAGCAAUAUAGCGAAACUUUGAGAGUACGAAAGCCGCUAGAAAACAAUGAUCAAGGUGAUAACAAGUUUUGUAAGCUGUUUAGCAGCAAUUCUACUGGGAAUUUUGGCACUCGCCACGGACUUUUGGCGAGUAUGGUGGAAGGAAGAUAAAGAAAUUGAAGGAGUUCAAUAUCAUCAUGAAGGCUUGUUUCAAACUUGUUCUGAAACUACAAUCAAUGGCACUGUUCUGGCAGUUGACAGAUGCACUGACUUGCACGAGUUAGGAAGACCAGAUUGGAAUGCAGCAACGAUUGCCCUCAUGAUCAUUGGCCUGAUUUGCCAUUUAUUUGCUUUUGUCUUUACCAUUGUGACUACUGCAUGUCGAAAAGGACAUCCAUUCCCCUCAUUUUUUAUUGGAGGACUUUUUGUUGCUGCAGCAAUUGCGGUGAUUAUUGCCUUGCUGGUCUAUACAUUCCAUAACUGGCAAUCUGAUGUGUUCUUCAGCUGGUCAUACGGCGGGGGAUGGUCUACAGUAGCGUUAUCCAUUAUAGCAUUUGUGCUAAUAAUGGCAGAUCGCUGAGUAUGUUGAGAGCCCACCUGACACACAGCAAAGGUCUCACCUGAAAUGACUGCACUGGCUGGAAAUAAUUUAUGUUAACAUCACAAAGUUUUAGUCAUAAUUUACUUUGCAAAUUUGUCAGUGGGCUCGAUGAUUGCAAACCAUUAAGCCAAAACUAGUACAGAUAGUUGUCCGAAUUCUUCCAAAUAACACUACAAGAAAUGUAGAGUCUAGUAAGGAGAAUUUGUAUGUAGACAUAAGGGCUUAGCAGGCCAAGACAUCGCAGUUUCUAUUGUUAAUUGAGCUUUUUUUGUUGAGAGGUCUGCGUGACUUUUAUCAGCGCUCAAAAUAUAGCAUUUUAAUGGAAUGUUAUCAUUGUAGCUGAGUUAAGUUGACAAGUUAGUUGUAAUGCUUUUAAACAUUCAAGUUUUGGUUUCUUUACAAGUGGUUUAUAUUUGUCCUUGGUUUAAGUUUUUUUAAAUCAGUUUGGCUUUUAGUGACCAUUGUCUUGUAUUAAUUUAACCAUGAUGUGAUACAAGGAAGAAUAAAAAUCAAACUGGUUUAUAAUUUCACACUAAAAGAAAUCGCAUGUUGACAACACAGGAAAAUCUGAAUAUUGACUGUAGGAAGUUUUUUUUUGUUUGUUUUUUACCAGAACAUUGUAUUUCUUUUAUUUGUUUCCCAGUGUACACAGGUAUUUAAGUUAACACCCAUAUUUUCUCAAGUCUGUAAAUUUUUCUAGGGUUUACCUUUUGUUGUUAUCAGAGGAAGUAACUGUUAUUUACUACUUGAGCGUCACUGUAAAACAAUUUUCUUGCUAUUUGAAGGAUUUUAAAAGACAGAAACAGUUCAUGUUUCUAUUAGAGUAGAAUUUGUGAACAUAAGAAACCUGUACUUGUAAGUAUUUCACAAGUAUUUAUUUUAUAGAUAGAACUUGCCUUGUUGUUCCACAGAGUUUUGAAAAUUGAACUUGUAUGACGCACUUCAGGAUAUUCAAUGUAAUAUGCGCAUGUAGUGAAUUUUGCGACUGUAAUUAAUUUUCAUUAGUAAAGCUGCAUUAUAAUGUAGCUACUUUGCAAUAAAAUGUUCAAUGCAGUUC